AUGAAGUUGGGUCUUUUUUAUUUGGUGAGUUUAAUGUUAAUACACAAUCAACUGACAUGUUACGGAUGCCUAGAGAAUGAGAGAAUUGGUCUGCUGGAUAUCAAAUAUUUCAUCCUGUCAACAGGAGGGGAACACUUCCUGUCACAAAGAGGGGAUCCUAGCGAUCUAAUCUUUUCAUGGGUUGAUAAUAAAAGUAGUAAUUGUUGUUAUUGGGAAAGAGUCAAGUGCUCCAACAUCUCUUCUGGUCACAUUACUGAACUAAACCUCGGAGAAUUAGAGAUACCAUACUUCUCACAUUUGACCGGGAUGGGUUCGAUGUUAAAUGUUUCAGUGUUCCGUCCAUUUGAAGAGUUACGCCUUCUCAACUUGUCUAGCAAUAGCCUUGUCGGCUUCAAUGAGAGCAGAGGAUUUUCAAGUUUAAAGAAAUUGGAGGUCUUGGACUUUUCGAGCAAUAUGCUAAACUGCAGCAUUCUAACAAGUUUGUAUGGACUCACAUCAUUAAAGAGUUUGAUGCUAAGUGACAACAACUUUAAUUGUUCUCUAUCUGCUAUAGAUUUGACCAAAUUUAGCCGGCUAGAACUAUUAGACUUGGGUGGUAAUCAUUUUACUGGUUCUAUUGAAGUUGUUCAAAAUCUGAGAAACUUGAAAUUCUUAAGCUUAAGAGAUAAUUACAUCAAUGGCCUAGUUGAAGGUAUUAUUCUUACUUCUACUAAAUAG
This is a messenger RNA of Vicia villosa (hairy vetch), 717 nucleotides long. RefSeq names its product receptor-like protein 15. NCBI's taxonomy places the organism in Eukaryota, Viridiplantae, Streptophyta, Magnoliopsida, Fabales, Fabaceae. Gene Ontology annotation, molecular function: protein binding. Bases 1 to 717 code for a protein of 238 amino acids. The transcript has 4 exons. The record is from RefSeq and is a predicted model, not a curated record.